Molecule: messenger RNA, 5492 nt
Organism: Chlamydomonas reinhardtii
Lineage: Eukaryota; Viridiplantae; Chlorophyta; Chlorophyceae; Chlamydomonadales; Chlamydomonadaceae
Exons: 2
Coding region: 312-4463 (1383 amino acids)
Molecular function (GO): kinase activity
Source: RefSeq, a predicted model, not a curated record
GCAGCGCUGUCGCGGCCCUUGGGCCUGCGGGUGCAGCCCAUCACAAUCCACAGGCUCAACGAUUCAUGUCAUAGCGUAGGACAUACGCAGAAAGCUGCACAUCGUCGAUCAGGCAAAAGACUAGCAGUACUUGUUUUGCGGCUGCAGCCAGCUGCAGCCAUGGAAUCUCGGAGCCUCGCAAAAGUCAAGCGGCUAUGCAAACGGCUCGUUACUGGCCCUUAUGACGAGGAAUUCAUAGCUGCGAUGGAGAAAUCUCUGAAACAGCACACAGAGGCCUCUUCCCAGAAGCCUCUUCCCCCUAAUCCUAGGCUAUGAGGUGGACCAAGAGCCCUAGUCCUCCUCCUACUGCUCCUUCUUCUCCUUCUUCUCCUCCUUCUCCUUCUUCUCCUCCUUCUCCUUCUUCUCCUGUUCCCGCUUCCACCGAGGAGGAGGUCCGGGAGCUGAAACUGGUGUAUGAGGAGGAGGCCCGGGAGCUGAGGCGGGUGCACGAGGAGGCAGUUGGUGAGCUAAACCGGGUGCACGCGGAGGAGGUCUGCAUGCUGAAGGAGAAGGUCGCCGAGCUGCAGCGGGAGCUCGAGUCGGAGUAUGGGGACGAGGGGCCUGCGGAGUGUGGAGUGGUCGAGACCAUGCGCGUCUGCGUGAACGCGGUUCUGUUGCUGGAUGAAGAGUCCACGGGGACGGUCGGCAUCGCCCUUCUGCGCGGGGACAUCCUGACCGUGCUAGCCCACGGCUUCGCGCGCGUGGCUGGCAGACUUGAUGGCGACAGCGCCGGUGGCAGCAGCAGCGGGGCCGUUGGCGGCGGCAGCUACCGCGGAGGCGGCAGCGGCCCUGCCGCAAAGGCAGCAGAGCUGCUGCACCUGCAGCAGCAGGCCAUGUGGGUUUUUUUCACCGUUCUGACACAAGUUACGGCCGCAGGCGUAAAGCCGUAUGAGCGCGGCGUCGGCUCCGAGCUGGCCGCAGCGCUGGACCGCAGCGGGGUGCUGGAGCACGCCGCGGCGGCCCUGCUCCGGCUGGCGGCGCGUCUGCACGGCCUAGCUGCAGCACUGUCGGCGGCAGCACCGGCAGCGGCGACGGCGGCGGCGGCGGCGCGCGGUGCCGCGGCGCCAAACAGGCAGCGGCAACCACGAGCAGCGGGCACGGCAGCAGCGGCGGGUCAGGGCGCCGACGCCCACUCCGUUGUACUGCUGGUGUUGGAAGAGGCGUGGAAAAUGCACCGACACGCGUCGGAGCGGCUUCUUGACGUCCUCGAUUGCCUUCUGUCUGGGCCGCGAGGCGGAUGGGAGGCCCUGUGUGCCAGCACCGACCGCUACCCCUCUCUCAUCGAGCCGGUGCAGAGUGGCAUCGCCGCUGGCCGGUGCGAUGCCGAUGCCGACGCGGCGGCGGCUGCAGCGGCAGCUGCGGCGGAGGAGACGCGGCGGCUGCUGUGCGGUCCCGCGGUGCAGCUGUUCCUGCUCGCAUGCGUGGCGAGCGCCGGCGCGGACUCCAUUGCCGCAAGGGCGCCGCCACCGGCGAACGCGGCAGCGGAGCCCCAGCCACAGCGGCGGCUCCAGUACCCUGCAUGGCUGCCAGAAGCUCUCCGACUGCAAUGGCCCGAUGAGCCCUCGUCCACGCUCGUCCGCGCAAUGUCAGUAGCAGCCCGGGCGCUGCAGGCGACGGUGAUGGGUCGCGGCGGCGUGCUGCCAUUCGCGCAGCCGCCGCACGGGCACCGGCCGGGCCAGAGCCCGCGGCCCCUGCUGCCGCACCCGUGUCCGUUCCCGUCGGCCGCAGUUCAUGUGUACGACAUCGCGGCCCGGACGUGCCACGCAGUCUUUGCCGGCGGUCAUAAAAUGGCGGCAGCGGCUGGAGCGAUAUCAGCAGGAUUAGCAGCAGGAGCAUCAACCGCCGCCGCAGCCGCGGCCGCAGAUGCAGCAGCAGGCGGUGCAGGGAGCCACGGCAUCCGCCGCAUCAGCUUGAGCCCCGACUGCGUCCUGAAGCUGCUGCGCCUCCUGCUGCGGCUGCUGCCGGAGCUGCGGCCGCGUCAGGCGGCGGUGCGGCUGCCGGGACUGUGGCAGCUGGUGGUGGCGGCGCUGCCACUCCUGGUGGAAAUGCCUGUAAAUGCGAAUCGGCAAGUCGACGCGUUUGGGCUUAUCACCGAAGCAAGCUUGCUUAUACGGCUGCGCCUGGAUGCGGCCGGCGAGGUUCCGCCGCCGCCAGUCUUCCCGCCGCCGCCACCGCAGCGGCAGCCGCCGUUGGUCAUGAGCGACACGGCGCCGGCUGCGGAGGAGCCGGAGGCGGCAGGCGUCGCGUGCUGCGGCUACAGCCUGCGCUGCGCGCUGGACGCGGGGCUGCUGCCGGUGCUGGAGCGGCUGCUGCGGCGGGCGGUGGGCGGCCUACCGCCGCACAUGGCGGCCGCAGCCACCUUCGCGGCGUUUUGCUCCGCGGGGGGUGGGGAGCUGGGGGCGGAUGCGGGGGCGGUGGCGAUGGCAGCGGCGCUGGGCGCGGUGGGCGCGAGUGGCGCGCAUAAAGUGUCAGAGGCCCUGUUGCUCGCCACACACGCCGCCUGCUCGGUCCUGCUAGAGUCGGGCGUGUUUCCGGCGGCGCUGGCGCACGGGGCGGUGGCGGAGCUGGUGCCGCUGCUGACGACGAUCGGCUGCGUGCUGCGCUGCUUGUGGAACGCCGCUGGUAGACGCCUGGUGCAGCCAGCCUUCAUGUCCUCAGACAUGGACCUUCGCGCCGCAGGGGGUAUCGCGGCCCGUCUGCCGGUGUCCGGGGCCUCGGCCGGGGGAUGCUGGAAGCUGAUCGUAGCGUCCCUUCUGAACCAAGUCAUGGUAACACGUGGCAUUGUCGCCGCCCAGCAGCAGCCUUCAGAGCAGCAGCGGGAGCAGCAGCCUCCAGCCUCGGAGGGCAUAGCCGGCAGCGGCAGCAGCAGCGCCGCAGUCAACGCCGACGCCAGCGAGGCAAGCUGCUGCGACGACACGCCAGCUGCUGCCAUGAACUCCUGGCUGCUGCCGGACCGCAUCGACCCAGCCUGGCUGGCGGCGGCCGGCGGCGCGCCUCCCGCCGGCACCGCGGCGCGCGGGCAACAGGACGUGAUGCAUAACCUGCUCACCUUGUUGUGCGUGCCGUCGCUCUUCGCCGCGCCGGCAGAGCCGUGCCUGGCGUCACCAGUGGCCGCGCUCAACGCUGCCCUGGAGGCGGCUGGUGCCCAAGAGUACUUCUUUAAGUGCGUACUGCAGGCCUGGUUUGCCUUCCACGCCUCCGUUUCAAACGAAGUUGACGGGCAGGUGCCGGUAAUGACCGGCCGCGCCAGCCGCCUCAGCGCGCCGGGCGGUGGUGGCAGCGGCGGUGGCGGCGGCGACGCGGGCUCGCUUACUGAGCAGCGGCUGCUGGCGAAGUUGUACCUGGAGGAGUGGUCGGUGCUUAUGGAGGCGGCCAUGGGCACCUACCUCCGGGGAUUUGACGAAAUCUUCAAGCACGUAAAGCGGGCCGCAGCCUGCAGCGGCAGUGCUGGUUCUGCUGCGGGCUCUGAUGGUCUUGGGGAGGGGCGCGGUGGGCGCCAGGGGGCGCGUGGCUCAGGCAGCGACAGCGGAUGUGGCAGCACGAGUGGAGGCAACGCCAGCGCCAGCAGCAUCCGUGCCAGCCCCAGAUCCAGCGCCGCCUCGGGCAGCGGUCCGCAGGACCCUCCGCUCGACGUGGGCGGCCCGCGUCGGCCGCUGAGUGACACCGAGCACGCGGUCGUGGCGCGCCGGGUGCUCGAUCUGAUGGAGGUGCAGUCGUUCUGCCUGGUGUGGUGCAGGAUGGGCAGCGGCGUGUGGCUGUGCCCGCCAGACGCGCUGCCCUUCCUGUUUCUGCCGCCUUGGGCCUUGGCGUAUCUGGAGCGCUGGGGCCCGCUGCACGAGCGGCCGUGGCUUCAGGGGCUGCUGCUGCCGGCGCCAGCAGGCGGCGUCGACAAAUGGAGCAUGCCCAAUUACGAGGCGGCGGCGGCGGUGAGGGCAGCGGUGCACCCGCUGAUGGCGGAGCAGGUGGCGCGCGGUCAGGACGCAUUUAGCCAGCUUGUCCUGCGCAUCCAGAAGCGCAUCUUUGAGGAAAACUGGGAGGCACUGCGCUGGACGCCGGCGGCGCUGCGCCUGGCGUGCGAUGCCCUGGAGGAGGACGCGGCGGCGGCGGCGGGCGCGGGCGCGGCAGCUGGGGAUGGCGCCAGCGGCAGCGGCACUACCGCUGGUGCUAGCGACAGCGCUGCGGGUGGCGCGCAGAGCACGGCGGUGCCCACGAUUUGUGGCAAUCCGUUCUGUCGCAGCCUGGACGGCCCCAGCGCGCUGAUUGCGCCCGGCGCGGGCAAGACCUGCUCGCGGUGCCGGCGGCUCACCUACUGCUGCGGCGCGUGUCAGCUGGAGCACUGGACGCAGGGGCGCCAUCGCAAGGCCUGUCCCGAGCUGGUGAAACUGAAUCAGAUGCGUCAGGCUCGCGGCGCCACGCCGUUGUGAGUGUGGGGCAGGCAGGCAUGUAGCGGUGGAGGGGUGGGGCUGUUGGGACCAGGUCCGGCGAGGCCGUUGUCGUCGUGACUGGUUUCGUGGACCGUGGUCAUGGUUUCGGCAAGGACGAUGGGGCACGGGCGCGACGUAGGCUUGGAGAUAAGCGUGGGGCUGGUGGACCUGGUUGGCGGGGGCCUGUGUGCUAAGGGCGGGUGGCUGACUGCUGAUUGCUGUGUGUGGAUGGCUGUGGCAGUUGACGGCCGCUGGUGGAGUGAGGGCGGUGGGCGCAGCAGGCAGAGGGACUGAGUGACGGAGCCGGUGAGGGCCGGUGGCGGCCGCGCGGGUGCUGAAAUGCAGGUGGCUCUGGCGGCGGCUGUGUCAGGCAGCAGCAGCAGCAAGCUGCGCGUAUCGUGCAGCCUCGUGUGGCAAGGCACUGGAUUGUACGUGUGUGUGAGCAGCAAAGUGGCGGUGCUGGAUGGGUGCAGUAGGACACAGGUCUGGCCGGUGGCGUGUACAAAUUGCAUUAGUCAUUGCUGGGCAUAAAUGGUGGAGUUGGAUGGCGGUAUGGGGUUGUUGGCUUUGAUGUGACGUGGCCGUUGACACGCGCUAGCCCGAUACUGCGACAAUUGCGCUAGGCUGCUAGUUAUGUGCGCCAGGAGCGCACGGCUGGGCUGAGGUCACACGCUGUGAAGCGUGAGGCGUAUGUGCCUGUUUGUGCGGUAAUGCGGUUUGCGUUGCGCCACUUCCGCGAAGGCAAGCACAUCACACAGCAACUCGGACAGAGGCCCAGGAGGUUGGAAGGGGUUGCACCUGGCCACCCACGGGGCUGGCCUGCAUUCUCACCCGCCCCCAAGGCUGCCCGUCCACGUGAGGAGGCAGGACGUCCGGACUGGCGCAAGGCCGCGACCUGAUCUUGUGUUCUUUUAUUUGUACCGAUGAAGAGAGUAUAUGCGCCGGGAGCACAAGGCGAAGCGGCAUGCGCACAUCAAACAAUACCAACGAUUGAUGUCAUCACCGGAGCGACGUGUUCGAUUUCUGGAU